AUGUACGGUAAUCGAUGUAAUGACGAAAUCAUUACCAUACCGAGCAGUAUGCAAAAACUGCAGCGCGCGAGUGGAGCUACCGGCGGAGGUUCAACUCCUAUUUAUCCGGGCGCCGCAUCACACCCUCUCACAUCUCUACUAUCCCAGCAGAGGUUGCUGGAGUUGUCAAGAUUUGGUUUGAGGCACUACGAUAUCGCCCAUCACGUGUUGUCUCAGCAAGGUGCUGUUACGAAACUGCUUGGUACUUUACGACCACCGGGCCUGAUUGGCGGGAGUAAGCCAAAAGUGGCCACACCCGCUGUAGUAUCUAAGAUAGAACAAUACAAGAGAGAAAACCCAACUAUCUUCGCCUGGGAGAUACGCGAAAGACUUAUAUCGGAAGGUGUUUGCACUAAUGCGACAGCGCCAAGUGUGUCAUCAAUCAACAGGAUACUCAGAAAUCGUGCAGCUGAAAGAGCUGCAGCAGAAUUCGCUAGGGCAGCUGGUUAUGGUUUAUAUGCUGCUCCCCCACCCUACGGAGCAUUCCCAUGGGCCGGAGGAGGUGGCGUUUGGCCUCCAGGAACACUCUCCCUUCCCCCUGGAGUACCAGCUCCACCCUCCGGCGUCCCUCACCCAGAUGCCGUACAACAAGGAUUUCUUUCAUCGUCUGGACGUGGACUCAUUGACGUAGACGGCGACGAUUCCGGAUCUUUGGAUGGCGAACAACCGAAAUUCCGACGGAACAGAACUACCUUCAGCCCAGACCAACUUGAAGAAUUAGAAAAGGAAUUCGAGAAAUCUCAUUACCCAUGCGUUUCUACUCGAGAACGGCUCGCCUCCAAAACAUCGCUAUCGGAAGCGCGCGUACAGGUUUGGUUUUCCAACAGACGAGCCAAGUGGAGACGCCAUCAGCGCAUGAACCUCCUGAAACGAGGUGGCGGCUCGCCCCCCCACCGCCUCCCCCACUCCCCUUCCCGUUCCCGUUCUCGUUCUUUGUCCCCCUCGCGCUUCCCUUACCACACCCCUCAGAUGGGCGGCGAAAAUAGCGCGUUCAAAGCGCUCGCGCACCAAGACACGAACGCCUUAAAGGCACUAUCACACCAGCAAUUUGGCAGUAACGCACUGAAAGCAUUGUCGCAGCAACAGUUUGAAAACGAAGCAUUCAAGCAUCAUCCUGCGUUGGAAAACAGCGCUUUUAAGGCGUUAGUCCCGCAUUCAGCGGCCGCAGCGCUUUUAGCAGCACAAUCGAUACAGUUAGCUCGAGGAUACGAAUCACACUCGGAUACUGAUGAAGAGAUCAAUGUGCACGAUGAAAGUGAUGAUGAAAGUGAGAAACACAAAAACAAAGUGAGACCUCGGACACCGAGCCCGGGCCGACGGCCACCGGCCAAUGACUUGCCCCUACAACUCACCAAACACGAUCGCUGA
Messenger RNA from Diatraea saccharalis (sugarcane borer), 1407 nucleotides. The record is from the annotation of a GenBank genome assembly. Lineage: Eukaryota; Metazoa; Arthropoda; Insecta; Lepidoptera; Crambidae.